Messenger RNA from Daldinia caldariorum, 2513 nucleotides. RefSeq names its product kinase-like protein. The transcript is spliced from 2 exons. Lineage: Eukaryota; Fungi; Ascomycota; Sordariomycetes; Xylariales; Hypoxylaceae. Bases 25 to 1980 code for a protein of 651 amino acids. The record is from RefSeq and is a predicted model, not a curated record. Gene Ontology annotation, biological process: protein phosphorylation; MAPK cascade; cellular hyperosmotic response. Gene Ontology annotation, molecular function: MAP kinase kinase activity; ATP binding.
CCCCCCUUCUCUCUCUCUUUCACAAUGACCGACGUACAUGACGAUCUGGACUCGGUUCCCGCAACGCCCGACGAACUGAUUGAUAGGGACGUACUAGGUAGCCCCGCCUCACCCGGUUCUAUCAACUCUUCAGAAGCAAGCACACCUCUCGAAACCCCCAAUGAAGUCAAUCUCGAGGCACCUAAGAGGAUGCCGUCGUUACGCUCCAUCUCCGACCCCCAGAAUCCAGGACAUCCAAUGUCUGCUUCCUCCACUCACUUAGGCAUUUUGUCCACUGCAAGACGUCCCCCAGCCGCCGCCGCCGCUGCUACGCCCCAUAUGUCGAGCGGUCGUCUGCCCGAAGAUCUGAACGCAAAGAUGCGAGCUUUCCACCUGUCGCGUCAGGGCAGCUCUCCUCUAAAUUCCCAGCAGGCCAUCCCACCCAGCGGUCCUUCUCCGGGUGGUCCGGUGAUGGGUGGCAUACCUGGACGUCUUCAAAUGCCUGGGGGUGUUCAUAGACCUGGCGCGCCUUCGUUUCCCAAAUCGGCACCUUCUAUACCCUCAAUACCCCCUGCUGGUGGAGGUCUAGCAGGCAAGAGACGGUUUGGAUUUAAGCUUGGGGAUAUGGGCGGGGGUUCGCCCGCUUCUCCCGUGUCCGCGGACGCCAAUACCGGUCCCAAACCGGAGAAUCUCUCAAACGGAAACGCCCACCUGUCACAAAUGAAGCAAUUCGAAGAAUAUAUCGACUCUGAAAAGGGAUAUCUAACAUUCAGGGGCAAAGCGAUCAUUACCAACAAGGGAGUCGAUUUCUCGGACGGCUCCGUAUUCAGAAUAUCGCUUGACGAAGUAGAGAAGCUGGAUGAGUUAGGAAAGGGGAAUUAUGGUACAGUCUAUAAGGUGAAGCACAUGAAACCGAAGAUUCCUCGCUUUGGCCCCGGCCUUUCUGGGGUUAGAUCCGUCUCCCUACCGGGCACGCAAGACAAGACAGAUAGAGAGACUAAGUCUGAGUCUACUACCGGUAUGGUCAUGGCCAUGAAAGAGAUACGCCUAGAGUUGGAUGAGGCGAAAUUGACCACCAUUCUGAAGGAAUUGGUGAUCUUGCACGAAUGCGCGUCCCCGUAUAUUAUCGAGUUCUUCGGGGCCUUCUUCCAAGAAAGUGCUGUGUAUAUGUGUCUCGAAUACAUGGAUGGUGGUUCUAUCGACAAACUCUACUCGGGAGGCAUCCCCGAGAAUGUGCUUCGUAAAAUUACGUACUGCACUAUAAUGGGACUCAAAGAAUUGAAAGAUAAGCACAAUAUCAUCCACCGCGACGUCAAGCCCACGAAUAUCCUCAUAAACACUCGAGGCCAAGUGAAGAUCUGCGAUUUUGGCGUGAGUGGUAAUCUGGUGGCAAGCAUCGCGAAAACCAACAUCGGCUGCCAAAGUUACAUGGCACCCGAGCGAAUCUCCGGCGGAGCAUUCAUGCAAACCGGUGCGGGAAACGGCACAUAUAGCGUGCAAAGUGACAUAUGGAGUUUGGGUCUGACAAUCAUCGAAUGUGGUAUGGGGAAGUAUCCCUAUCCUCCAGAGGUGUCUUCGACCAUUUUCAGCCAGCUUAGCGCCAUUGUCGAAGGAGAUCCUCCCGAUUUGCCUGGACGGUAUUCCGUAGCUGCACGGGCAUUCGUUCACGGCUGUCUCAACAAGGUGCCUAAAUUACGACCAACAUACCAGGCUCUCCUAGCUUCCGAGUGGAUUCAAGACUUGACGAAGCCAGAGACUAUCACAGAAGAAGACGAGGAAAUUAACGAGAACGACGCUAGUGCUGAAGCCGUUGCCGGCGCAGCUGGGAAAUUAGACCUCAGCCACUCCAGUACGGAAGACGCAGAGGUGGCCGCAUGGGUCAACGAGGUAUUAGAAAAGAAGGAAAACGGGCAGUAUGGCGAGGCGGAAGGGCUGCCAGCACUCCACCAUGCACCGCUGGAUGCGGUGAGCCCGCUAGCCAGUCCGCAGAUUGGAAAAUAGAGAUAAUAUGGUACUUUGCAAAGGCAUUUUUUCCAUUAGACCACAAGAGCGAAGGGAAGGAUCAUCUCGCGACAUGGUGGAGCAGGUCCUCCCCAAUUUUCCCUCACGAUCACUUUGGAGAACAUAGCAUUUAUUCGGCGUACAAAUUUGGUUCAGCACACACACACAUGCACACAUAGCGAAGCCAGGGGCGGCAGCACUGUCUCAGCAUUUCUACCUAUCUCACAUCGUGUUCUCUUUUCCGCAACAAAAGGAUCUUUUGAAGUGUUUCCAUCGAAAUAAUGGCAUUUGUUUUGGGCGAAACGAGGAGUCCCUGUAUACGUAUUCGGGAUUGGGGGCUUUUUUAAAAGAAGGGGGGAGGGGAGGAUAGGCUAUUACAUCUGGGCGACUUGCGAAGGGGGGGAUUCGAUCCGUGUGCUAUUAUACAAAAAGAACGGCCGAUGGGAGAAGAAAAGAAAUCGGGAGAGAAUUCUUUUUUUUUGGUGGCCGGGAGAUAGGGGCUCUUCGUUCUAUGCAACCAUUGUAACACUUCU